Molecule: messenger RNA, 1419 nt
Organism: Scutellospora calospora
Lineage: Eukaryota; Fungi; Glomeromycota; Glomeromycetes; Diversisporales; Gigasporaceae
Source: the annotation of a GenBank genome assembly
UUAUCUGCAAAAACUGAAGACAAGCUUAUGAAUGCUAGAGAUCGUAGAGUGGGACUUAUGAAUGAAGUUCUACAAGGCAUUCGAAUGAUUAAAUUCUUUUCCUGGGAGAAAAACUGGGAAAAUAGAGUAUUAGAGUCCCGUAAAAUUGAACUUAAACAACUUCGAAAUCACUACAUUUAUUUGGCCAUGUUUGAUCUAUUGUGGUCUGGUUCACCUAUCUUGGUCACUAUUCUCAGCUUUUUCUUUUACACCAAAGUUCAAGGGAAUGAACUUACAGCAUCUAUUGCUUUUACUUCGUUAGUUAUUUUUAAUGAACUUCGAUUUGCCCUUAAUAUUUUACCCGAACUUUUUAUGGAAGCACUUCAAGCCUUGAUUAGUCUAAAUAGAAUAGAAAAAUUUCUAGAUGAAGAUGAAAUCGAUAUUCCAUCUGAAGUUAAUCAUUCGCCUAUAACAUCAAUUUCUUUUGAAAAUGCAACUGUUUCAUGGAAUAAAAUUAAGGAAAAUAAUAAUGAUGAAUUUACUAUGCAAGAUUUGGACCUUGAAUUUCCCGUGGGUGAAUUAAGCAUUAUUUGCGGACCGACCGGAUCCGGAAAGACUUUGUUAAUAAUGUCACUUCUUGGUGAAGCAAAUAUUUGUAGUGGCAAGAUUAAUAGUCCUCACUAUUUCACAUGCCCUACCAAUAAAAAUAUUAAUGAAAGCAAUUGGAUUCUUCCGAAUUGUACUGCCUACGUUGCACAACAAGCAUGGCUUCAAAAUGCCUCUAUUCGUGAUAAUAUUCUUUUUGGUCUUCCUUACAAUGAAAGUCGUUAUAAUCAAGUAAUAAAUGAAUGCGCGUUAGAAAAGGAUUUCCAAAUAUUUGAAGACGGUGACAUGACGGAAAUUGGUGAAAAAGGAAUUACACUUAGUGGUGGUCAGAAGAUGCGUGUUGCUUUAGCAAGAGCUGUAUAUUCGCGAGCAGAACAUAUAUACUUCGAUGAUAUCUUUAGCGCUGUUGACGCACAUACUGCUUGGAAUAUUAUGAAUAAAUGCCUAUUAGGUCCUAUUAUGAAGGGACGUACCCGAAUUCUUGUAACGCAUCAUAUUAGGCUCUGCUUGGCUAGUGCUGCUUAUUUGGUUGUCGUAAAUAACGGAAAAAUUGCCGCAUCUGGAACUGUUUCAGAUCUGCGUAGUUCAGGAACGUUGGCUUCAAUCCUUGAAGAAGCUGAUAGUCGGUCCGGAAUACUGAAUUCCGUCGAAUUUGCCGCUGAAAAUACUUUUAAUUCUGAUGUCAGUAAUAUUUCCGAACAGUCUACCUCAUCUUCCACCAUUCUUACUCACAAUAACGAUUCAUCAACUGCUUCCGAUGCAACUCUUGUCGAUAAUGGCGCUCAGAUGAAUGAUUCACAGCAAAUUAAAAAAGUCUCUAAACCAAAGGUUCUU